AUGAAUGUCACGCAGGUGUUGGAAGGCACCCUGUCGCCAGAUGCCGCGACUCGUCAGAAUUCUGAACAGCAGCUACUCCACGCCGCCGAGGUGGAUUUUGCUGGAUACCUUACUACCCUGGGUCAAGAGUUGGCAAACGAGAGCACACCCACCCAUAUUCGGACAGCGGCCGGUAUCGCGCUGAAAAACGCCUUCACCUUUCGCGAUGUCGCCAGGUUGCGUGAGGUCCAGGCACGAUGGGUGUCGCAGAUCAACCAGGAGGUCAAGAACCAGGUCAAGGAGCUUGCGCUCAAGACCCUCGGCUCCAAGGACUCCCGCGCCGGCCAGUCGGCCGCCCAGUUCAUCGUCUCCAUCGCCGCCAUCGAGCUGCCCCGGAACGAAUGGACAGAGCUGAUGAACACCCUCGUCCAGAACGUCGCCACAGGCUCUGACCAGCUCAAGCAGGCCUCCUUGGUUACCAUUGGUUUCAUCUGCGAGUCCACCGACCCGGAGCUGCGUGACAGCCUGAUCGCUCACUCGAAUGCCAUCCUUACCGCCGUCGUCCAGGGCGCCCGCCGCGAGGAGUCCAACAUGGACGUUCGUAAUGCUGCCAUCACCGCUCUCAGCGAUUCGAUCGAUUUCGUCCGCUCGAAUAUGGAGAACGAGGGCGAGCGCAACUACAUCAUGCAGGUCGUCUGUGAGGCCACUCAGGCCGAAGACAACCGCGUCCAGGCCGGUGCCUUUGGCUGCCUCAACCGUAUCAUGGGCUCCUACUAUGACAAGAUGCGUUUCUACAUGGAGAAGGCCCUGUUUGGCCUGAGCAUUAUGGGCAUGAAGAGUGAGGAGGAGGAUGUCGCCAAGCUGGCCAUCGAAUUCUGGUGUACUGUCUGCGAAGAGGAAAUCGCCAUCGAAGAUGACAAUGCUGCUGCUCAAGCUGAAGGUUCAACCGAGAUGCGGCCGUUCUUUGGCUUUGCCCGUGUCGCCUGCAGGGAGGUUCUUCCCGUGCUCCUGCUCGCCAUGUGCAAGCAGGACGAGGACGCCACAGAUGACGAGUACAACGUAUCGCGCGCCGCCUAUCAGGCUCUCCAGCUCUACGCGCAGUGCGUCCAGGGCGAUGUCAUCGCCCCCGUGUUGGCAUUUGUCGAGGAGAACAUCCGCAACGAGGACUGGCGCCGUCGUGAUGCCGCUGUCGCCGCCUUCGGUGCCAUCAUGGAUGGCCCUGAUCCCAAGGUUCUCGAACCUUUGAUCAAGCAAGCGCUCCCCGUCCUCGUGGGCAUGAUGGAAGACAGCUCGGUCCAGGUCAGAGACUCGGCGGCGUACGCCUUGGGUCGUGUAUGCGACUACUGCUCCGAGACCCUCGACCCGGAUGUUCACCUGCAGCCUCUUAUUUCUUGUCUCUUCAACGGACUUGCUAGCACCCCCAAGAUUGCCAGCUCCUGCUGCUGGGCUCUCAUGAAUGUUGCCGAUCGUUUUGCCGGUGAACCCGGCGCUCAGACAAACCCCUUGUCUAAGCACUUUGAGGACAGUGUGAAGUCCCUUCUUACGGUCACAGAGAGACAAGACGCGGAUAAUCAGCUCCGUACUGCCGGCUAUGAGGUUCUCAACUCCUUCGUCAUCAACGCUGCCAAUGAUAGUCUUCCCCUGGUCGCCAACCUGUCCGACGUGAUUCUUCAGCGCCUUGAACAGACCAUUCCCAUGCAACAGCAGGUUGUCAGUGUGGAGGACCGCAUCACCCUCGAGGAGAUGCAGACUAGCCUGACCAGCGUCUUGUUGGCAAUCGUUCAACGGUUGGAGGUCGAUAUUAAGCCCCAGGCGGAUCGGAUCAUGCACGUCUUGCUGCAGAACCUUUCCACCGUCCCCCCCAAGUCAAGCGUGCCUGAUGCAAUCUUCGCCACCGUUGGUGCCAUCUCCAGUGCGCUCGAGGAUGAGUUUGUCAAGUAUAUGGAAUCAUUUUCUCCCUUCCUGUACAAUGCUCUCGGAAACCAGGAGGAGCCCGGUCUCUGCGCCAUGGCCAUUGGUCUGGUCAGCGACAUUGCCCGUGCACUGAACGAGAAGGUCCAGCCGUACUGUGAUACCUUUAUGAACUAUCUCCUCAACACCCUCAAGGGGUCAACCAACCAACUCAAGCCUGCCAUUCUUGAGACUUUCGGAGAUAUCGCUCAAGCCAUUGGUACACAGUUUGAUACUUAUCUGUCAGUUGUGGGCCAGGUGCUCCAGCAAGCUUCGACUGUCACUGCCAGCGCCGACGUGCCGUUAGAGAUGCUCGAUUACAUCCUCUCUCUCCGUGAGGGUAUCAUGGAUGCCUGGGGUGGUAUUCUUAUCGCCUAUAAGGGCAAGCCCCAGAUCACACAACUCUCGCCGUUCAUCGAGUCCAUCUUCCAGCUCCUGCAUCUCAUUUCUCAAGAUCCUAACCGGAGUGAGGGCCUGAUGAGAGCAUCAAUGGGUGUUCUUGGUGAUCUUGCCGAUGCCUUCCCCAACGGUGAAUUUGCCGCUUUCUUCCGCAACGACUGGGUGACCUCGCUUGUCCGGGAGACGAGACAAAACCGUGACUAUAGCCCUCGUACCAUCGACACAGCCCGGUGGACCCGCGAGCAAGUGAAACGCCAGAUCAAUUUGGCCACUGCCGCUGCAAUGGCUUAA
This is a messenger RNA of Penicilliopsis zonata CBS 506.65, 2619 nucleotides long. RefSeq lists its product as hypothetical. The record is from RefSeq and is a predicted model, not a curated record. Lineage: Eukaryota; Fungi; Ascomycota; Eurotiomycetes; Eurotiales; Aspergillaceae. Gene Ontology annotation, molecular function: nuclear import signal receptor activity; small GTPase binding. Gene Ontology annotation, biological process: protein import into nucleus. The transcript is spliced from 9 exons. Gene Ontology annotation, cellular component: nucleus; cytoplasm. The coding region runs from base 1 to 2619 and encodes 872 amino acids.